Molecule: messenger RNA, 4515 nt
Organism: Rotaria sp. Silwood2
Lineage: Eukaryota; Metazoa; Rotifera; Eurotatoria; Philodinida; Philodinidae
Source: the annotation of a GenBank genome assembly
AUGUCUUUGGAAAAUUUAUCAAUCAAUUCCAAUUUUCAUAUCAUUCAAGAUGCUGAUAAACACAAAACUACAGUAACAUCAGAUGUUGUUGAUGAAGAGUCAUCAUCUUCAAAAGAUUAUCAUGGACUUACAAGCAUUAUUGAACCAGCGAAUGGAAUAAGAAUUCCAUUACAUUUAAAGCACCAAACAUCAACACCAAAGGUGAUCACUUCUAAAAACGUGUUAAGAACAAGACAACGAAGACAAUCAGAGGAAGGUGUUCAAUGUACAACUGGUGACCAUGAUAGAUCUUUAAUUUAUGAUUCACCAAUAGAUGAAUUAAGUGCUUGGUUAAAUAGUGUACUUCGACAUGGUCGACUUAUUCCAUUGACAGAUGUUCAAUCCUUUUAUAGUGAAAUUAUUAAGAAUUAUAAGCAUCAUCAUCAACGAUCUGAUUCUACUGUUCGCUGUGAUAUUCUUCGAAAAGAAUUGGAAGUAAAAUAUCCGAAUCACUAUCAUUUUGAAACUGUUAAUAAAAGAGAUGGGACUUACGUCGCUUUAAAUGAUAUUAGUCAUUACUCACGUGCAGCAAUACACAUGAGUAAAUCUUCAACAUUCGACCAUGGGAAUCGGCAAGAUUCUAGUUGUAACAUAUCAAAAUCGUUCAAUGAAGAUCAAGUUGACAGUUGUCAAGUAAUCUUUGAUGCAGUACGAUUACUUCGUAGUCAUAUGAAAGACAAAUUAUAUUUAAUUGAAACACUUUUUAAACAAGUAGACAAGAUCACUGAACUCACCAAUGAUCUGUUUAUCGAUUGCAUACCUAUUGUACUCCGGAAUUUCAUAGGUUUACUUACUUCAAGCAAUCGUGAAUUUAAACAAUUUGAAAAUAAUUAUUUUUACUAUGAUCUUUAUACCAAGGAUUUUUUCCAGAAAAGCUCUAAAUCGUUGAAAAAUGUAUCAAUAGGUUACGAUAUUAUAAACGCCAGACAUUGCCAUAUUGUAUCACCGAAACAUAUAAUACUAGCCAAUGAAAUUUGUAAACAUGGAAGAUCAAAUGAGCUUUUAUUAAUUAUGAAUCGAUUUGGACACGCUGCUUCUUACAAGACAAUAAGUCGAAUUCAUCAACAGAUUGCUAAUAAUCAAUCCGUAGAUUCUUUACCAGAUGGCGUUCUGCCAGAGUGUUAUUUAGUACAAGUCGCCGACAACUUUGAUCUUAAUAGAGAAACACUCCAUGGAGAACACGAAGCAUUACGUGAUCAUGCAAUGUCAUUUUACCACGAUUUUGAGCCAUUUAUUGAUCAUUCACUUACACCUCAUUUGUUUGCUUAUGGAUUCAUCAAGUCUUACUUCAAUCGUUUAGGAACGUGUAAUUUACCUUUGUAUUCAGGUUUCAUGGCAAUUCACUUACCACAUAAUAAUCGAUCAAGGCAUAAAGUUACUUUUAUGACUCCAAUUAAUGAAGAUCCUAAUAAAAUAGAAACAACUAAAGAAUGCAUAAAUCAAAUGAAAAAGCUGUUACUUGAUAGUGGAUUGCAGAAUGAUGCUAUUUUAAUAGUUGACGAACGAAUUUUUCGAUUAUGCAUUGAAGUAAAGGAUGAAGAUUCAUCAAAUUUUGAUGGCAUUUUUCUCUACCCAGGAGAUUUCCACAUGAUGAAAUGUGCCAUGAAAGUAAUAUGGGAAGUUUUAGAAGAAUCUGGCAUUGAUAAUCUAAUGGGUUUAUUGUACAAAGGUGCUACACAUCGAGCUGUUUUAUCAGUUGCUCAUUUUAAUAAAUCAUUACGUGCCAUCAAACUUCUAUACACAGCAUUACUUAUUCUUAUACAUACUGAAUUCAUUACAACAUUGUCAUUGUCGAUGGUUGAAGAAAUAGAAAAAUUGAUGAAUAGAAUGCCAUUAGAUGCACCCGAUGUUGAAGAAAGCAAAGCAUGGUACGCUUCAGUACUUGAUUAUUUCUCAAAUGUUAAACUUCAAGACACUUUUGAUUCAUGGAUUAAGAUUAAUUGUGAAAAAAAUUUAAAAUUUCGUUUUUGGACGUUCGUUUUAUUUGAUCUAAUUACUCCACUUAUCAAGUUAUAUACUGCAUUACGUACAAGUAAUUUUUCUGCUCGGAACGCAGCUGUCUGUGAGCUAGCAGAAUUGUUUUUUGCUACAAAUCAUAGACAAUAUGCUCGUUUAACAGCUAGACACAUUUCCGAUCUUCGUGUAUGUCCACAACAUCUCUUAGAUCGUUUGUCUAAAAGUUUUGCUGUUGUACGUACUAACCGUAAUUUUAGCUCUAUUGCUCUUGAUCAAACAAUUGAAGUUACGAUUAAUAAGAUGGGAAAAGGACAUGGUGGUAUAACAGGUCGUUGCUCGAUGAAAUCUAUUGAUAUUUGGUCAAAAUCAUACACAUUCCGGUCUCUGCUUUCUACAGUAGCAAGUGAAUUAGCUGGUAUUGAAUCUAAUGUUAACAGUAUGGAAAGUCAUGUAGAAUGUUCACAAACUCGUAUGGAAUCAGACCACGUCGAUUUACAAAUUAUAUUAGAUAAGAUUAUUGAUGAAAAAUUAUUCUCAUCAGAUACAAAUGAUGUUAUACAAAUUUUUACCGGUAAGGUUAUUCAUCCCGACAUUAUUGAAAGUAAUUGUAUGAGUCGUAUAACUGGUGCAGAAAUACUUAAAAAAUUUAUUCAUGAACGAUUAGUUAAUUGUUCUACACCUUUAAGUGUAACAUUGAAUGCAUCAUCGUUGCUUCGUAUUCGUGAUAAUGAUACAUAUGAAAGUAGUCGAUCCAACGUCAAGAAGUCAUCUCGAAGAAAGUCUACAAUUGACAUUAAAAAAGUUGAUGCUGAAAUUCGACGAAUAUUGCUUCUAUCUCAAUAUCGUCCGAUUGACUUAGAAUCAGUGUUCAGUCAUGAGUUAUCAACAAUACCGAUUAGUUUAUGUUCAUUAGAAGAUGUUAAUAUGUUAAAUCAACAAUCGAAAUCGAAAGACACUUUCGAAUUUUUAAAACAACAGUUUCCAACAGCUAUUUAUUCAACAAAUAUACCAACUACAAAUCAACCAAAGGCUCUUGUCAUUGAUGGUUCGUCAUUACUACACAUCUAUCCUCGUAAAGGAUCUAAUGCUUUUCAAUAUGCUCUUUAUCUAUUGAUUGAACAUAUCUUACCUUACUUCGUCGAUUAUUUACGUAUUGAUAUUAUUUUUGAUUCACCUAAAAGUCGAGAUUCAAAGUCAUUUACAAAUCGUUAUACCAACAGCGGUAAUGUACAACCAAAGUACAAUAAUAUAAUGCGAAAUUCUAUACUUCCAACUGGCAAAGCAUUUCAAAAUUUUGUUAUAUCUAAUCGAGCUAUCUUUGCUGCUUCAAUUAUUGAAUCUUGGAAAGAAACAGAAGCCACAAAUCAAAUUCCAUCAGGAUGCGUAUUGAUAGUAGCUGGUCCUGAUGAAAAAGCAUUUAAAUUAGAAAAGGAUGAACAACCGGAAGAUCUAAUUGAACUCGAAAUAAAAUCAAUUGAUACAGAUGUUAUCAUUUUAUGUAUUUAUCAUGCAUCUCUAUGUGGUCUUCGUAGUCUAUUGGUUGAUGCAACUUUACCAAAGAAGCAGUUGAAAGUAAUUGAUUGCAAAUUUAUACACGACGAAUUGAUUGAUCGAUAUGGUGUAAAUCCAUUAAUAUUUCUUAUCGUAUAUGCACUUUCCGGAUGUGAUACAUGUUCAUUCACCCGAAAUGUUAGCAAACGAACUUUUAUGCAAGUCAUGUUUGAUACACCGAACGAUUUUAAUGAUUUACAAAAAUUAACUACCUUACCAACCAGUAAAGAUGAUAUUAUUGCUGCCGAACGACUAUUUGUCAGAUGUUUUUCUUCGAAUCGACGUCGUCGACAAUCAACUUCUACAGCAUCAAGUUCAAAUAAUUUGUCACAAAUAGAUGUAAAAGAUGUCUCAAUCAAUCAACUUCGUGCCAUCAUCGCCAUGGUCUGUUUGAAAAAAAAUGCGACAACUAUCGCUACAUCAUUACCACCAACACAAGAUUCUUUGUUUUACCACUGCCUACGCACAUCUAGGCAAGUUCAAAUAUGGAUACAAGCUCCCGAUAGUUAUAUCAAAUAUCCUGAUUUACAGGAAAGUGGUUUCACGAUAAUUGAUGGUCGUGUUCAAAUUCAAUGGACAUCUAAAUUACCAUUUUCAAAUGAUCGUCAACUAACAUGUUGUGGGAAACACAAAGGAAAAUGCAUACGAUGUGUUUGUAUUGUAAAUCAAUUGCCAUGCACAAUAUUUUGUCAAUGUGACUUCGAUUGCCCAAAUCGAGCAUUAAAUCAAACUAGCACCACAAAUUCACAGAUAUCGAUAAGACCAACAAAAGAAAAAAAAGAUACCUUUACAUUAAACUCAAGACUUACAACAUCAGCUUUUGAUUAUGAAUACAUUAGUGAAGAAGAAUCUAGUGAUCAAUCAUCUGGUUCAACUGAUUAUUGUUCAAUUGAUGAUAUGGAUGAAGUUAGUGAUGGGAUUUCAUCGUCGAGUGAAAGCGAACAGUCUGUAGAUUGUCCUUAUUUUUGA